GAGAAGGCACUGACGCACAAAUGACGGGUGAGAUCUGCGACCAAACGUUGGUAAUAAUGUGCGGUCUGUAGUGUGAGAAACUACUUUUACAGCAUGAGUUCAGAAGCGGUCAUUCUGUUGGAGACUGUCAACUUCGCUGCUGAAAAGCACCGCAAUCAACGACGUAAAGAUGCUGAACAAACGCCAUAUAUCAACCACCCAAUAGGUGUGGCAAGGAUCCUAAGCCAUGAAGGUGGGAUCACAGACAUUGAAGUUUUGCAAGCAGCUUUGCUCCAUGACACAGUGGAGGACACUGACACCAGCAUAGGAGAACUACAGGCCAUCUUUGGGCAAACGGUGGCUCGAAUUGUUCAGGAAGUGACAGAUGAUAAGGCGCUACCCAAGCAUGAGAGGAAACGUCAGCAGGUGGAGCAUGCACCUCACGCCAGCCACCAGGCCAAACUGGUCAAACUGGCUGACAAACUGUACAACCUGAGGGACCUGAACCGCUGCACACCUACAGGUUGGUCGGCAGAGCGUGUUCAGGAGUACUUUGUGUGGGCAGCCCAGGUAGUGAGAGGACUGAGGGGGACCAACCCAGCACUGGAGAGACACCUAGAGGAGCUCUUCAAGCAGAGGGGGGUUGAGCUUUGACACCUCUCUACUUCUGAUACAGGGUGGCACAACAGAGCAACUCUUGAUGCACACUUUUGUAAAGAGUUCAUGUGAAAAGAUCUGAGCAUAUUGUCUUCAUAAUAGGAGCCUUCUCCAUCGAAUAAACUCUUAGCUCUCAUAAGGAUAUAUUUUUUAUGGGUAAUUUAUUAUUCAUUCAUUCUACAGUCAUUUGCAUACAUUGUCUGUAGAACUGGCAAACCAUCAAUGUCACCUUGAGUUUUCUCGUAUUGAAUAAAGCAAUGAUAUGCAUAAUUUUGUGAAGAUGAAAGGCUGUUGUGGAAAUUCACCACCAUGUCAUGGAAAUGACCACCAGGGACACUUAAGUCAAUCUUAAAUGAAUGAUCCUUUAUUAUCAGCGCGCUGGAGAGGUUCCAACCAACUCAAUGCACUAUAGAGCACAUGUCAAUCAGGAGCUCUGCUGGGGCAGUCCCAACUGUUGUCUUAUAUAUGGCUAUACACAGACAUGUUAUAUUUGCAUAAUUAAUUCAUCAUUACUGUUUUGUUUCAUACAUGUGACCGACCAGUACUGGUUCAUAACAUGUGACAGACCAAUACCUCAAGGCUUCUUCUCUCUAAGCCAAGACCUUGAAACUCAGAACUUUUGUUCUCGAAACAAAGUUCUGGGCGUACUGCCAAAUUGCAGCUACUGAGAGUGAGGAUUCGUUCAGUCAGUCACUUGCAUGAACAUAGAAAACGGUUACUAGAAAAGCACACGACUAGAACACAGAAAUUAGUUCUUAGAAAAGCACAAACGUUAAACAUUUCCAGCACAGUUACUUUUGUAAAUCAUAGUUUGCAGGACUCAUCUGAAUUCUGAUAUUUGUUGUUUUAUCACCUACAUUGUAUCUGUUGCCUUUUGUAUCAUUAAUACUGACAAUCAAAGAUGGGGUAGUGAAAAUACAUGUAAUAUUUAUCCCCUCAAUAAAAACAAUGAAUUCCA
Messenger RNA from Oncorhynchus tshawytscha (Chinook salmon), 1594 nucleotides. It is a transcript of the gene hddc3, whose product is annotated as HD domain containing 3. Lineage: Eukaryota; Metazoa; Chordata; Actinopteri; Salmoniformes; Salmonidae. Gene Ontology annotation, molecular function: guanosine-3',5'-bis(diphosphate) 3'-diphosphatase activity. The coding region runs from base 94 to 633 and encodes 179 amino acids. The record is from RefSeq and is a predicted model, not a curated record. The transcript has 4 exons.